Molecule: messenger RNA, 2649 nt
Organism: Octodon degus (degu)
Lineage: Eukaryota; Metazoa; Chordata; Mammalia; Rodentia; Octodontidae
Gene: Cds2
Product: CDP-diacylglycerol synthase 2
Exons: 13
Coding region: 242-1579 (445 amino acids)
Cellular component (GO): endoplasmic reticulum membrane
Molecular function (GO): phosphatidate cytidylyltransferase activity
Source: RefSeq, a predicted model, not a curated record
AGCUUCUUUGGAGGGGGAGCGAGCAGUCAGGUCUGGGGAAGGCCAACUGCGUUCAGCUCGGGUGGAAGGCUGCAGCGGCGCUGGGCGGGGCCGGGCUCAAGGGCUGGCAGCCGGGCUGCGAGGCUGCUUGCGAGCCGCUGCGGAGCUCUGGCCUCUCGGGCCCGGCUGCCCGCGCUGAGCGCCCCUCCGCUGCGGCGACUGCGCUGCUGGCUCGUGGCGACGCCGCGCGCGAGCGUCCAGCAUGACGGAGCUGAGGCAGAGGACGGCCCGCGAACCGGACGCGCCGCCCGAGGACAAGGAGUUGGAGUCAGAAGCAAAGGUUGAUGGAGAGGCUGCAUCGGACACUGAGAGCCGAGCGGACCUGGUUGCCCCGCCAGCCCCCGUGGACAACACCCCAGAGGUCCUCAACAGGGCCCUUUCCAACUUGUCUUCAAGAUGGAAGAACUGGUGGGUGAGAGGCAUCCUGACUUUGGCCAUGAUCACGUUUUUCUUCAUCAUCAUCUACCUGGGACCAAUGGUUUUAAUGAUGAUUGUCAUGUGUGUGCAGAUUAAGUGUUUCCAUGAGAUCAUCACUAUCGGCUACAAUGUCUACCACUCCUAUGACCUGCCCUGGUUCAGGACCCUCAGCUGGUACUUUCUGCUGUGUGUGAACUAUUUCUUCUACGGAGAGACGGUGACAGAUUACUUCUUCACGCUGGUCCAGAGAGAAGAGCCUUUGCGGAUUCUCAGUAAAUACCAUCGGUUCAUUUCCUUCACUCUCUACCUAACAGGAUUCUGCAUGUUUGUACUGAGCCUGGUCAAGAAACAUUAUCGACUGCAGUUCUACAUGUUUGGCUGGACCCAUGUAACACUAUUGAUUGUUGUAACCCAGUCACAUCUUGUUAUCCACAACCUGUUUGAAGGAAUGAUCUGGUUCAUUGUCCCCAUUUCCUGUGUGAUCUGCAAUGACAUCAUGGCCUAUAUGUUUGGCUUUUUCUUUGGUCGGACGCCACUCAUCAAGCUCUCUCCGAAGAAGACCUGGGAAGGCUUCAUUGGGGGCUUCUUUGCAACUGUGCUGUUUGGCCUUCUGCUGUCUUAUGUGAUGUCGGGGUACAGAUGCUUUGUCUGUCCUGUGGAGUACAACAAUGACACCAACAGCUUCACUGUGGACUGUGAGCCCUCAGACCUGUUCCGCCUGCAGGAGUACAACAUUCCUGGGGUGAUCCAGUCAGUUGUUGGCUGGAAAACGGUUCGGAUGUACCCCUUCCAGAUUCACAGCAUUGCCCUGUCCACCUUCGCCUCACUCAUAGGCCCCUUUGGAGGCUUCUUUGCGAGUGGCUUCAAGCGAGCCUUUAAAAUCAAGGACUUUGCCAAUACCAUUCCUGGCCACGGAGGCAUCAUGGAUCGCUUUGACUGCCAGUACUUGAUGGCCACCUUUGUCAACGUGUACAUCGCCAGUUUUAUCAGGGGCCCUAACCCGAGCAAAUUGAUUCAGCAGUUCCUGACCUUGCGGCCGGAUCAGCAGCUCCACAUCUUCAACACACUCAAGUCUCACCUGAUGGACAAGGGAAUCCUGACAGCUGCCACCGAGAACGAGUAGGGGCUGCCUGGGGCAAAGUGCAGGGGCAGAGGACUGAGGAAGGGGCAGGUCUCCAAGGCAAGCCCAGCUGCUGUGACUUAGACAGCGACAGGCUUCAACUCACAGGCUUUGCUUUUCUUCUUCUUCUUUUUUUUUUGGUAGUUUUUUUUAAUUUGUGAGUUUUAAAAAAAAUUUGUAUAUAUAGUCCGUUUUUGAGUUGUGAGUAAUCUCUAGCUCUGAGUUGGAAAUAAGUCAUGGGGGUUUACAUUUCAAGUUUUUAAACAACUGAAUUACUGAACAACCUGAAGGACAGUGUUGCCCAGCUCAGGAUGUCUGCAUUGUGGUUCCAGCCCUGUCCUUGGAUUAUUUCUGGGGCCAGGCGGUGGACAUUGAUCUGUGCCUAACCUAUGCAGGGGCCUCUCUCCUGGGUAGGGUGCCUAUGGCUCCCUGGGGACUUUGCAAGCAACCUUUGUUGGGAGCUGCUGAGAGCAGGUUUCUGUAGGCCUGGAGGAAGGGAGGCCCUGGUCCGAUGGGCAUUGCUCCUCACUGGAAUCCUGCAGGGUAUGUGCGCUGUGCUUCGUAGUAUGGGUUCACUUUGCAUCAUCACAGAUGGAAAGGUUUUUAUUUUUUCAGAAAGCACGAAAAAUUAUUUAUAAUAAUCUGGAGUAAAAACCACACUGUAAUAUUUUAAGUGUGUGCAGUAGAGUGCACUGUAGUAACCAAGCCCUUUCCCACCAUGUAGGCUCCAGUGUCUCCUAGCAGGCAGUCUGGCAAACUGCGUGUUUUCAGGGCUGAGGCUGUGGCAUUUGUGCUGUAGACUUGCUGCUGCUGGAUGGGGGAAUGGGAGGCCCCGGAGUUAGGGAGCAGGGGGCUUUUGGUUCAUGUCGCCUUUGCUGAGUGUCCAUGUAGCUGCUAUAGUGUGCAUCCAUUACUCUUGAGGUGACAGUGUCUGUGUUCUAAAAGUCACUUCUUACAGUGAUUUCACUUAUACUAUGACUGGUUCGCUAGAAGCCAGAAAGUUUGGCUUAAACCUAUGGCAAACCUAAUGUGAUGGAGGCUUGAUCAUUUGAAGAUUAAAUGUAUACUUUUUA